Molecule: messenger RNA, 2039 nt
Organism: Crotalus tigris (Tiger rattlesnake)
Lineage: Eukaryota; Metazoa; Chordata; Lepidosauria; Squamata; Viperidae
Gene: POLM
Product: DNA polymerase mu
Exons: 12
Coding region: 131-1846 (571 amino acids)
Biological process (GO): double-strand break repair via nonhomologous end joining
Cellular component (GO): nucleus
Molecular function (GO): DNA binding; DNA-directed DNA polymerase activity
Source: RefSeq, a predicted model, not a curated record
UUUCCUAAGCUGGCCAAGAAGAGAAAGCCAAGGAGGCUAGCCGAAGCUGGCUGGGCACCUCAGUUUGGGGGCUGGCUAAGUUGACUCUCGUUUUCCUUCUCUUUUUUUAAAAAAGAAAAUAACGUCGGGAAUGUGGCUUGCUGGGUUCCGUGCGGUUUCUCACUGUUUCUCUUUGCUGCCCGUUGAUUACCUGCCCUCUUUUCCUGAAGGGCAGGAAAUGAACUUCUGUGCUUUCAAAAGGCAAAGCCAAAGAUGGCAGCUGAGCUUUUUUGGAGAAGUCAGAGUAGGUCCCAUCAGGGGGCAGAUCAUGGCCCAGCUGCCCGUGAAAAAACGGCGUCCUCCUCGGGCUGAGCCUGGUCCUCAGCCGGCUAACUCAGAGGUCCCGGUGCGUUUCCCCGAAGUGGUGCUUGGCCUGGUUGAGAAGAGGAUGGGCAGUAGCCGGAAGACGUUCCUGACCUCCUUGGCUCUCAGCAGAGGUUUUUCUGUAGAUGAUCCCCGCAGUGAGAAAGUAACUCACAUUGUGUCCGAAGGCAAUUCUGGAGAUGAGGUGGUUGAGUGGCUGAAGAAGAAUGGAAGGCCACCUGCCAAAGCCAUAGGAGAUGGGCCAGCUCUGCUGGACCUCAGCUGGUUCACUGAGAGCAUGGGUGCCGGGCGCCCUGUUGAGAUUGAACUCAGGCACCGUCUGAAGGUGACUACUCCGAUAGCGCCACUAGAAGAAAAAGGCCAGGUGCCUCCCUACAUCUGCCAGAGACGGACUCCCCUGCACCACCACAACUCCACACUCACGGAUGCUCUAGAAACCAUGGCAGAAGAGGCUAAAUUCACGGGCAGUGAAGUUCGGAGCUUGGCCUUUUCCAGAGCUGCUUCGGUGCUUAAGUCCCUGCCUUGGAAGGUCAGCAGAAUUCAGCAACUCUACCCCGUGCCCGGCAUCGGAGAGCAUUCGCGGAGAAUUAUCCAGGAAAUGCUGGAAGAUGGCCUUUCUGCAGAGGUGGAGAAAGUUAGACAAUCUGAGAGAUACCGGACAAUGAAGCUUUUCACCAAGAUCUUUGGAGUUGGGAUACGGAUAGCCAGCCAGUGGUACCAGGAGGGGCUCAGGUCCCUUGCUGACUUACAGCUGCACCAGAUAAAACUGAAUAAAGAACAGCAAGCAGGACUUCUUCAUUAUGAGGACCUGAAUACCCCCGUGGAGCUCUGGGAAGCCGAGGCCAUCAGCCAGGUGGUGCACAAGGUGGUUGAGGAGGUUUUGCCUGGAACGAUGGUCAUGCUGACUGGAGGAUUUAGGAGAGGGAAGCCAUGUGGCCAUGACGUGGACCUGCUCAUCACCCAUCCUUCUGAAGGUCAAGAACUGGGACUUUUGCGCAAAGUCAUCAGUGUCCUGGAGAGCCAGGGCUUCUUGCUGUAUCAUAGUUUCCACCGAAGCAGCUUUCUCUCCCUCGAAGAUGAAGAGCUGUGGGUUAGCGGCGGUUCAAGCACCAUGGACCACUUUGAGCGCUGCCUCUCCAUCUUCCAUCUUGGGAAUCUUGCUGGAAGCCAUCCAGGGGGCGCAGGGCUUCAGAAGCUCGACGCCUCAGCGGGGCCCGGUGCAUCUUGUCCCCGGACAGCUGUGCGGGUGGACUUGGUGGUGACCCCCUUCAGCCAGUUUCCUUUUGCCUUGCUUGGCUGGACCGGCUCACGGAAUUUUGAACGAGACCUUCGCCGUUUCUCUAAGCGUGAGAAGAAGAUGACCCUCAACAGCCAUGGCCUCUAUCACCUGGAGCAGAAAAUUUUCCUGCCCGCUGCCUCCGAGGAAGAGAUUUUUCAGCAUUUAGGACUGGAGUAUCUACCGCCUGAAGAGAGAAAUGCUUGAGCUUUUGUUGUGCAAAGCAGUUUUUUCACCCUGUGGAAUUCACAAAUGAAUGAGAACCAGCCAGGUUACACUUCAUAUAACCUUCACUCUGUGUGUGUGUGUGUGUGUGUGUGUGUGUGUGUGAUCUAAGACAUAAUUUAUUUCUGGAUUGUGUCAAUGGAACUUUAGGAAAUACAUCACGUUUUUUUUCAUA